GAGGAGGAGGGGCGACAGUGUAGCGGAAGGUGCUGUUUGGCUGUGGAGAAGGAGCACCGCCGCCUCUGGUUAUGAGCCUCGAAAAAGGUUCUGGUUUUGCGCGGAGAUGUGGGGAGGAAUAGCAUCACUUCGGCCCAAAUACUGCCCUCAGAUACCGCUGUACCUCCUCCUCACCUGCGCGAUAGGUCAUAUGCCUAUGGCUUCUCCUCAAAAGGUGAUCUUGAGUUCAGAGAAUUUCAGGAUCUUCUUAAACUGGACUGACCCUUCAGAUCCUCCACCUGACACUGAAGUGAACAUAAGGCCGGCAGGUGAAUGGCUGAAACUCCCAAACUGCAGCGUUCCAUGUGACGUUACGUGUGAAAUCGAAUCGUGUUACACUGCUUUUGGAGCCAGAGUCAGAAGUGUUUCAUCGCAAACUAACUGGACCUUCUCCAAUCAUUUCAAUCCUUUCCAACACAUGGUACCCGGUCCACCUGAAGUGAACGUGAAUGUGAGCCAAGCCUUUGUAAACAUGAGUGUCCAUACAAAGCUAAGUCCCUGCAAGCGAAAGGUGUUGCAAGACUGCCUGAUAGAAGUGCAAAACAAGGCAGAAUUGUGGCAGGCGGAUGAGAAAUUCAUGCGAUCUCUCCACCAAGACGAGCGCAUUCGGAUCAGUGAAUUACCUUGCUUCAACUGCUGUGUUUUCGCCAAAUCCAUUUUUUUCGAAAAAGAGAGCAAAUACUCUGCACCCGUUUGUUUCGUUGGAAAAGAAAAAGGAUUUCAAAUUGAAUAUAGUGUGAUAACAGUAUUUGUGGCAAUAUUAGUUCUGACAUUGGGGAUUGCUUUUAUCGUUUGGUUUCGAAUCCCUCGUCCUUUAAAAUUGGAAACUCCAGCCUCCCUGGAUUUCACGAAGAUCACACACUUCAUACCGUUGACUGUCGAUGAGCAAUUGGAAACCUAUCAGUUGGUCACUGUCUGUCACUGUGCCAAAAGCGAGGAGGUAACCCCCAGCCAGACUGACACCACCCCCGGAAGAAAGGAGACGGAGCAGGGGAACGAUUGGGCUCUCACUGACCCAGACACCAAGAGCGAUGAUGAAGAUGAGGUGCCGGGCUACACGGACAGUCGGUGGAUUCCUGAUGGAAUGACCUUCGACGAACCCGAAACACAGGACGAUACGAGACACCAGACUCUCGGCACAGAAAGACACGAGCAGGAAAGGAGCGGCGAUGGACAGAGCCAGGGCACUCACCUCACUGAGCCCAACAGCCAUCUGACAAAAUGCUAUUUCGCCAUUUCCAGCCCGUCCAAUUUCAGCUCUGUUGAAUUUAGUUGCAAACGUUACAACGAACAAUGCAAGCCAUUGAUUUUUAUAUUGGAUCAAGGUCAAGAACAACCCAGUCAAGGUGACAUCCCUUUGUCAUCUCUCCAGAUACUCUGACAACAACAUUAGCUGUUUUAAUGACUUGAUCUUAUCCAGUAGCAUCUCUCACAUAGGAAAAUAUCUCAAAAGUGCUUCACAGAGACAGGAGUGUGAAAUUGGGUGUGGGGCGGUGGGAGAUAAGAGUGAGUCAGAAGAGGUAGGUUUUUGGGAAAUGCAGAAGUGUGCAAGAUGGAGGGAUUUUAAGAGGGUUCUAGAGAGAA
Molecule: messenger RNA, 1623 nt
Organism: Callorhinchus milii (elephant shark)
Lineage: Eukaryota; Metazoa; Chordata; Chondrichthyes; Chimaeriformes; Callorhinchidae
Product: interferon lambda receptor 1
Exons: 7
Coding region: 107-1420 (437 amino acids)
Molecular function (GO): protein binding
Source: RefSeq, a predicted model, not a curated record